AUGGACAAAGAUACGCUGCUCCGAAAGAUCCGCCUCUUGACAUUGGCUUCUAUUGCGUCCGGGAAGAUUGGGCGCGAUGUCCCAUAUGCCGAAGUCGCUUCAGCAUUGCAAGUUGAAGAUACCCAAGUCGAAACGUGGGCUAUUGAUGCCAUUCGACACAAGCUAAUUGGGGGUAAGCUGUCCCAAGCUACCAGGUCGAUCCAUAUCACGCGUUCUUCGACUCGUGCGUUCGAGGUAUCUCAGUGGCAAGAUCUGGAGGCCCAGCUUCUACAAUGGAAAACCAAUUUGGGUGAAGUGGGCAAGGUGAUUGCCCAAGCCCGCAAAACAGCUGCAGGGUCUGGUACAAGUUCUGGAGCCACGAGGACUGCUGUCGCAGAAGUGGGUGCUUAG
Messenger RNA from Rhizoctonia solani, 390 nucleotides. Its product is annotated as PCI domain-containing protein. Lineage: Eukaryota; Fungi; Basidiomycota; Agaricomycetes; Cantharellales; Ceratobasidiaceae. The coding region runs from base 1 to 390 and encodes 129 amino acids. Gene Ontology annotation, cellular component: eukaryotic translation initiation factor 3 complex. Gene Ontology annotation, biological process: cytoplasmic translational initiation. The record is from RefSeq and is a predicted model, not a curated record. The transcript has 2 exons.